AUGGGCCUACGGAAACGCCCUCUUACGGCUCAUCUCGCCUUCUUCGCGUUCCUCCUUCUCCAGGUUGUCAUUCCCAUCUCGGCCCAACUUUGCUACAACCCCAACGGCUCCAUAAGCAAUGACCGCCCCUGCAAUAGCACCGCCGACGUGAGCGUUUGUUGCGAGGACGGCUUUGUCUGUACCGAAAACAAGCUCUGUCAGCCGAUGGGAUGGUAUGACGGCUCUGAUGGGAACCCACUGCAGCUGAUCCGGGGUACCUGCACGGACAAGACGUGGAAAUCGGGCAAUUGUCCUGGACACUGUAUUGCUGAAUCACCCACUGGAGGAGAAUGGGUCAUGCGAUGCGGUUCCAACUCCCAGGAAUACUGCUGUUCCGACGAUUCCUGUUGCAGCAACGGUGGAAAGCGAUAUGACCUUGGCAAUGCGACAAUGACUGCGCUAGCCGGCCGCCAGGUGUCAUCCUCGACCCAGUCAUCAUCAUCAACAACGUCCGCUUUAUCGACUACGACGACGAACUCGGAGGCGACGGCGGCGCACCCAACCCCUACGGUAUCCGCACCGAGUGAGACCGGACCGGAAGAUUCAACGAAUUCGCAAGCCAAAACCAUUGGCAUUGGUGUCGGAGUGGGAGUUGGAGGUGGUUUACUGGUUCUGGGGCUUUUGGCUUUUCUUUUGUGGCGACGGAAAAGGGCUAGGGCUGCUGCUGCUGCUGCUGUGGGUGGUAGCUAUUCGCCGUCCCAGUUGACUCAUGUGUGGGCGAUGAAGCAGUCAAAAGGUGUGGCGGAGCUGGACUCGCGAGACCCGCGGGUGUUUUCAGAGAUGCAAGGGAGACCAUCGCAUCCGGUGUAUGAGGUGGAGUGA
This is a messenger RNA of Aspergillus terreus NIH2624, 861 nucleotides long. RefSeq lists its product as uncharacterized. NCBI's taxonomy places the organism in Eukaryota, Fungi, Ascomycota, Eurotiomycetes, Eurotiales, Aspergillaceae. Bases 1 to 861 code for a protein of 286 amino acids. The record is from RefSeq and is a predicted model, not a curated record. The transcript is spliced from 2 exons.